Molecule: messenger RNA, 2742 nt
Organism: Anastrepha ludens (Mexican fruit fly)
Lineage: Eukaryota; Metazoa; Arthropoda; Insecta; Diptera; Tephritidae
Product: zinc finger protein 431-like
Biological process (GO): regulation of transcription by RNA polymerase II
Cellular component (GO): nucleus
Molecular function (GO): DNA-binding transcription factor activity, RNA polymerase II-specific; RNA polymerase II transcription regulatory region sequence-specific DNA binding; zinc ion binding
Source: RefSeq, a predicted model, not a curated record
AAUGAAUGCUCCUUGCGUGCAGAGGUACCGUGCGCUCAAGUUGCCAUCGCUGAUAGAUAAGAACGUUGCUUGGUAGUAUUGUGGCACUGUUCUACCGUUAAAUAUGAUAACAACGCCAAGAUUCAGUCAAAAUCGAUUAUCUUGAGAGAAAAUUUAUAGUUCUGCCAGGAGUAAAUUAAAAAUAACAAUUGUGCAACGGUUUAAAUUGAAAAAAAAAAAACCAUGAAUCAAUUAUCACGGAAUAAUAUGCAAGAAUUUUGUCGAACCUGCCUCAGAAGUUUGCAAAAACGUCGCCGGCAAGAGAGGGAAACGACGCCCACUAAUUUGGAAUUGCUGACGACCUUUGGAAAUGAUUCUGAUUCGAUAAAGAGUUAUAAUCUAAGCCUUUUGCCCCAAUUGCGAAAACUAUUCGUAUUAUUUACCUCAUUGGAUAUCUCUGAGGGAGGUGAUGAAGAUGCGUAUCCGCGAAGCCUCUGUCAGCUGUGCUAUGACAAGAUGAUCGACUUUCAAGAGUUUCGCCAGUUAGCGAUUAAUUCAGCGGAAGUUUUGUACAAAAUUGUAAACAGUUUAGAUGAUGAUACGAUAAAAUCAACUGAGGAAACUGCCAACCUACAACCGAAUGAAAAUCAUCAACUUUUAGAAAGUGGUUACCAAAAUAGGGACGAUGACGACGACCAGCUGCUUUUAGCCGAACUUGCAGAUUUGAUGGAAACAUCAAUAAAAACAGAGCAGUCUAUUGAUAUUAAUAGAUCUAAUGCCCCUAGUUCUGAAAUACUGCCGAACAUUGAUAUUUCGAAAAAUCCUUUCACUGCGGUUGUUAAGAACGAAAUUGAAUCGGAGUGUGACGAGGAAGAAAACAAUGCAUUAGGUACGGCACACAAUUCAAUCAGUGAUGAUGCCGAUGACGAGGAACACACGUUAAGAAAUGAGACCAACACGUCCAGGAGAUUGCGUAAAAAUGUAUCAUCUACUGUCGGAGUUAGACAACGGUUUUGUGGCCAGCCACGAAAACGUGGCCGCAGCAAGAAGGCACUGAAGUGUCCUCGCUGUGAUAAACAGGUGUACAAGCAGGUUUACCUGGAUGCGCACAUUCGCGCUAUACAUGAAGGCUAUGAAAAACCAUUUCUUUGUACGCAAUGUGAAAAAGCAUUUACACGCUACGUUCAAUUACAUACUCACAUUGAGUCGCAACAUAUAUCAGAAGACAUCUUUUCAUGUGAUUUUAAUGGUUGCGAUGCUGUUUUUAAAUCGAAAAAUACGUGGGAGACACGUAGACAAGUGGUACACACGAAAAUGUUAGAGUUUCAUAAUGCACCAUCUACUGUCGGAGUUAGACAACGGUUUUGUGGCCAGCCACGAAAACGUGACCGCAGCAAGAAGGCACUGAAGUGUCCUCGCUGUGAUAAACAGGUGUACAAGCAGGUUUACCUGGAUGCGCACAUUCGCGCUAUACAUGAAGGCUAUGAAAAACCAUUUCUUUGUACGCAAUGUGAAAAAGCAUUUACACGCUACGGUCAAUUACAUAUGCACAUUGAGUCGCAACAUUUAUCAGAAGAAAACUUUUCAUGUGAUUUUAAUGGUUGCGAUGCUGUUUUUAAAUCGAAAAAUACGUGGGAGACACAUAGACAAAUGGUACACACGAAAAUGUUAGAGUUUCAUAAUACACAGCUCGGUAACGAAAUUGGGACAGAUCACAUUUGUCAUCAGUGCUUCAAGAAGUAUAGUUCCAAACGCGCUCUCACUGAGCAUCUGAAACGACAUGCCCAAAUCAAGGAUCACGUUUGCAAGGAGUGUGGUGCAGCCAAGGUGACACGUACAGAGCUGCUAACACACAUGCGCACACACAAACCCAAUUUAGAAAAGUUUAAGUGCAGCAUUUGCCCACAAAAAUUUAAUCACAAAAACGCUAUAUCCAGACAUGUGCGAGUGGUGCACGAAGGUCAACGUCGUUUUCCUUGUAGCUAUUGUCCAAAGCGUUUUGGGACCCGUAAUUCGCAAGUCUGUCACGAACGUGUGCACACUGGUGAACGUCCUUUCAAUUGUAAGCUAUGCAACAAACGUUAUGCAAAGUUGGAUGGACUAAAAUCACAUAUGAAAAGUCAUGAUAAGAAUUUGCGUAAAUAUGUAUGCUCAUUUUGUUCGCAACGAUUCAUCACAAGGAAAAAUCUGAUAGAUCACGAAAAGCGUCAUCGAAGUGAUAAACCGCAUUGUAUAUGCAAUGCUUGUAGUCAAGGCUUUUUUUCGAAGGAAGAUCUUCGCGUGCACAAACGGACACAUACCGAUGAAGAACUACGUGAGAAGACCGAGCCGCGGAGGCGUUAUGAGACGUUUCAAGAAGCUGGUGAUAGUCUUGGAGAGCAGGCGACGGAAUCAGCUGGUGAAGGAAUUUUAGGCUAUAGCAGUUCGCAGAGCAGUAACUGAAGGAGUGGAUUAUUCUUCAUAAGCAUGAAGACUUUAUGGAAUAACUCAGCAAAUUUAUACGCAUAUAUCAAUCAGUACAUAGAUAUAGAUGUGCUAUAUAAUGCCACAAAUAAUUUUAGUUUUAAAUAUGCAGUUUGCAAAGAUAUAUGAAUUGAAUCUACACAGAAAAUGUACCUCAGAAAAGCUUCAGUCGAACAAAGGGAGAAACGAGAUUGUUAGUAUUCUUGCUUUGUUCAUUUUUGAAGAUCUCAUAAAAUUUAUUUUCAAUUAUCUUGAAAUUUCAAUACACUGUUAGCAUUACUUUCAGCUACAACGGUUUUU